AUUGCCAGGCAGGAGAGGAGCAGAGGCUCGGCACCAACUCAUCUCCCCUCGGCUCGGAGACCCCGCGGGGCUAUCGCCUCCCGGACACCCCUCGGACGGCCGCACCGCCCGGAUCGGUAAGGAGGGGGGACUGGUGGAGAGAGCAGAGCCCCAACGGCCACGCACCAAACUGGGAAUAGUUGGGAGAGCGAGCAGCCAACACAACAGCGAUAGGAUGAAGCUGAGCUCGACUCUCCCGGGGAUCGUCCUGUUGGCCAGUUUGCUCCAACUGGCCUGCCCUUUGAACCCCAGUGACCCCAACGUGUGCAGCCACUGGGAGAGCUUCUCCGUCACCAAGCAGGAAUCCUACGUGACGCGACGCCAUGAGCCUUACCAGGGGCCCUGCCACCCCUCCAGGGACCACAUCACCUGCACCAGCCACAGAAUCACCUAUCGUGUAGCCUACCGUGUUGGGGUGGAGACUGAGUACCGCAAGCGAGCACACUGCUGCCAGGGAUACUACGAGAGCCGGGGCAUCUGCGUGCCUCGGUGUACCCAGGAGUGUGUGCACGGCCGGUGCGUUGGACCCGAUACCUGCCAAUGUGAGCCUGGUUGGCGAGGUUCGGACUGCUCCAGCGCUUGCUCGGACUUGCACUGGGGGUAUAACUGCAGUCGGCAGUGUGCCUGCACCAAUGGUGGGCACUGCCACCCUGACACCGGGCGCUGUUCCUGUGCCGCCGGCUUCACCGGCUGGGCCUGCGAGGAGCCGUGCCCACCGGGGGGCUACGGGCCGAACUGCCAGCAGAGCUGCCGGUGCCAGAACGGGGCCAGGUGUGACCACAUCUCCGGGGAGUGCCACUGCGCCGUGGGAACCACUGGCGGCCUCUGUGAGCACCGCUGCCCAGAGUCAGAAGCGGAGGAAACAUGCAGCCCUCGAUGCCCGUGUCAAAAUGGUGGCAGCUGUCACCCUGUGGGGGGCCUGUGCCUCUGCCCCGCAGGCUGGAUGGGGUCGGUGUGCACUCUGCCCUGUCCCCGGGAUCGAUUCGGGGUGAACUGCAGCCAGCAGUGCCACUGCCACAAUGGGGGUGUGUGUGAUCCCAGCACAGGAGGAUGCCAGUGCAGCGCCGGGUACACAGGAGCGAGGUGCCAAGAGGAAUGCCCAAUCGGGAAGUUCGGCCUGAACUGCACACAAACCUGCGACUGCCUGAACAACGCCAAGUGUAUGCCUGACGGGGCAUGCCUGUGCCAGUCUGGAUACCAGGGCAGCCGCUGCGAGGCUAGGCUGUGCCAGGAGGGACUGUUUGGCCAUGACUGUGACAUGCAGUGCCCCUGUCACCCAGUGCACACUCAGAGCUGCCACCCAGUGAUGGGGGAGUGUACCUGCAAAGCGGGCUGGUCUGGGAGAACCUGCAACCAGAGCUGCCAACCUGGCUUCUACGGGGCCGGGUGUCUCAACACUUGCCUGUGCCUGAAUGGAGGGAGAUGCGACGCAGAGACGGGGCGCUGUAGCUGUGCCCCGGGAUACAUGGAUGAACACUGCUCUGUCCCGUGCCCUGCCUGGAGUCACGGUCUAAAUUGUUCUUUGCCCUGCCGGUGUCAGCACGCCGUCUCCUGCUCACCUGUCGAUGGGCUCUGUCAGUGUGACACAGGAUGGACCGGAUCGGACUGUUCGCUUCCCUGUCAGGAUGGACGGUGGGGCUACGGCUGUAAUGGCACCUGUCAGUGCGCCAACACAGCCCCAUGCAGCCCCUUUAAUGGCACCUGCUCCUGUCCACCAGGGUGGCAGGGUCCAAAAUGUGAUCAACCAUGCCGGGAGCGUCUCUAUGGCCCACGCUGCAGCAAACACUGCGACUGUGACAAGGCCGAGCGGUGCGAUCCCAUCUCUGGUCUCUGUUCCUGUGUCCCAGGCUGGACAGGUCUACGUUGCGAUCACCCCUGCAAGCCCAACCGCUGGGGUCACAACUGCGCCAUGUGGUGUCGCUGCCCGAACGGAGUGAGGUGCCUCCCAGAGAAUGGCACCUGCCUGUGCGCCCCAGGAUACAUGGGCACGAGCUGCCGACACCUUUGUCCGCCUGGGUUUUGGGGACCCAACUGUAUUCAUCGGUGUGCCUGUGAGGACGGAGUGACCUGUAGCCCAGUGACUGGCAGGUGCCAGUGCGCCCUGGGCAGGGCUGGCACACACUGCGCACAGCAGUGCCCAGCCAGGAGCUUUGGCCAGAGCUGUCCUCAGUCAUGUGACUGUCCCCACAACACGACCUGUGAUCAUGUGACAGGAAGUUGCACAGAGAUUGUACCGACCAAGUUUUUGCCUGCUCCACACACGGACGGACUCUCUCUCGGGGUGAUUAUUGGGAUCAUUGUGCUCCUGGCAGUGGUGAUCAUUCUCCUCGUCCUCUUCAUCUUCCUCCGCUACAAACACAGCAGCAAAGCCAACAGAAUUCCUGCUGUAACUUACACGUCAGCUUCAGGCAUAUCAAGCGGAGAGUAUGCAGUGCCAGAUGUGCCGCAAAGUUACGUCCAUUAUUACGCCAACCCCAGUUACCACACGCUGUCCCAUUACAGGCCGAGCCCACCUCCUCCACCCCACCUGCCCAACAACCAUGACAGGAUCAGCUCCAUCAAGACCACCAACAAUCAGCUUUUUGCCAAGAAGAAGAACCUUGAAAAGGAGAGGUCAGGAGCCGGAGGCCUGGAGAACAACGCGACCUUACCAGCUGACUGGAAACACGGCCCCAAGCACAAGGGAAAAGGUGCCUGUGGAAUAGACAGAAGUUAUAGUUACAGCAACAGUCUGGGGAAAUACUAUAACACAGAUGACCUCAAAGGCUCGGCCUGUACCUCCAGCACCUGCUCGGUCAGCAGCGGGGAGAAUCCCUACGCCACCAUACGUGACCUGCCCGGGCUCGGUGGCAAACACGGCGAGAGCAGCUACAUGGAGAUGACGGCGCCGGUCGGCGGGCAGGAUGCCUCCUACGCCGAGAUUGGGCUCUUCGUCGAGUCGGGAAAGGGGCAGCCGGAGGGAGAAUUUUGUAUCCGUCCAGGGAGCGGCGCCCGCGGCACAAGCGGCGAGAUGGAACGGGCCCCUCAGGAUCCUCCGAGCCACUACGACUCCCCCAAGAACAGCCACAUCCCCAGCCACUACGACCUGCCUCCGGUGCGACACUACCCCCCCUCCCCCACGUUCCCACGGCAACAACACCGCUAAACCGUGACCCGGGGUCG
Carcharodon carcharias (great white shark) is the source of this 3201-nucleotide messenger RNA. RefSeq names its product platelet endothelial aggregation receptor 1 (gene pear1). NCBI's taxonomy places the organism in Eukaryota, Metazoa, Chordata, Chondrichthyes, Lamniformes, Lamnidae. Gene Ontology annotation, molecular function: protein binding; scavenger receptor activity. The coding region runs from base 215 to 3184 and encodes 989 amino acids. The transcript has 23 exons. The record is from RefSeq and is a predicted model, not a curated record.